Molecule: messenger RNA, 683 nt
Organism: Nyctereutes procyonoides (raccoon dog)
Lineage: Eukaryota; Metazoa; Chordata; Mammalia; Carnivora; Canidae
Gene: LALBA
Product: lactalbumin alpha
Exons: 4
Coding region: 1-429 (142 amino acids)
Biological process (GO): lactose biosynthetic process
Molecular function (GO): lactose synthase activity; calcium ion binding
Source: RefSeq, a predicted model, not a curated record
AUGAUGUCCUUUGUCUCUCUGCUCCUGGUUGGCAUCUUGUUCCCCGCCAUCCAGGCAAAGCAAUUUACAAAAUGUGAGCUGUCCCAGGUGCUGAAAGACAUGGAUGGCUUUGGAGGCAUUGCUUUGCCUGAAUGGAUCUGUACUAUAUUUCAUACCAGUGGUUAUGACACACAAACCAUAGUCAAUAACAAUGGUGGCACAGAAUAUGGACUUUUCCAGAUCAGCAAUAAAUUUUGGUGCAAGGAUGACCAGAACCUUCAGUCAAAGAACAUCUGUGACAUCUCCUGUGACAAGUUCCUGGAUGAUGACCUUACUGAUGACAUGAUUUGUGCCAAGAAGAUCCUGGAUAAGGAAGGAAUUGACUACUGGUUGGCCCAUAAACCACUCUGCUCUGAGAAGCUGGAGCAGUGGCGCUGUGAGAAGUUGUGAGUGCCUGCUGUCAUUGGUGCUUCUGCUUCUGUAUGUUCCCGGAAUGCCUCUUCCCUAAGGCUACCUCAGUUUGAUUCUUUCUUCUUCCUUGAAGCUGAUUUGUCUCUGAAUCCUGAGCCCUGUGGUGACACCAUUGGACACUUGAGGACUAUUCUCCAGCAAUGCAUGGCUGGUACACUGGACUUUUGACCCUUGUUCAGUCCCUCUGAUGGCACUUUCAGUACAACAAUGGAUUUCAUCUCUGUCUUGAAUAA